AUGGGGCCCGCCGCUGGGUCCGUGGGUCAUGUCCGGCAGACCAAACGGUGGUUGGUUUGUUUUCCACGGGUUUGAAAACUCUAUCCACCACUCUUUCUGCCACAGCUGCAGGUAUUGAUUUUUUCCCUGGUGGAAGGGACGAUGAAUGUCCCAGGGUUUCUUUGGCUCACCGCCAGUACCCGAACAGCAUGCAACAUGUUUUAGCAUGGUGGAAGGGAAAGAAAGGGCGCGGCAUUAUAAUUUGCACCCAAGCCAACCCAACACACACACACACACACACCCACACACUAAUACACCUUCUUUUCGAAUUGACUGCAACACGUGUAACGGUAAUUGAGGGAACGGUGGAACGAACCUCCCGCAACACUGCACCACGGCCAUUUAAUUUGCUCCCCUCAGGGCCUGUUCUCCCUGAUUCUGAGCUUCACUGGCGAAGUGUACUCUCGCCCCGCUAGAGCGUACUGAGGCCCCCUAAUGGAUACUCCUUCUCCCCUACCACGAAACGGGGAGUGGUCAUAAAAUGGAUUCCAGUAGAAGUUGGAAUUACUUAAGCAAGCUGCCUGCUUGGAUGCCGUCCUUUGCAGUACCUUCGACAGGAACAGAAGGGGGCCACGAUUGCACGAGGCCACUACUAAACAGCUCGAACUUUUUACUGGAAAGGAAUAUAAACAUGGCUUAAAGUCGCGCGUGAAGCUUUCAAACACCAACAUACACUCCUCUAUACAUACCUCCACACCCUCUUCCGUACUACCAUCGAGAUGUACAUCAAGGUUUUGUCGGAAUGUCUGCCACGGUUGGUGGUACACACUAGAACACGAAUCGACGAAGCCUUGCGUGUGUGGGUGUGUGCUUCCAUGAAGCCGUUGCGAAGGAAACGGAUCCAGACUGCAUGGUUUUUCAUGUAGAUAUGCACAUAAACUUCAGCUGUCUGGGACCCUCGUAUGUGUCGGCAAUCAAUUUCCACCGCUUCAGCGCCUCUUACGCACAACCUUUCGAACAGUUCCCGUUUUCCUCGAUUAAAAUGGUACUGCCCUGGACGCGGUUCUUUGCCUGCCCGUUCGCGUGCCGAUGGGAAUGGCCUGCUAUCCACCAGCUUAGAUACCGGUGCAGUUUAAUCGAUACGGCAGCGACACUCGUUGCCAGGGGUAACCGUACCAGUAGAGAAGGUGCAAAACAGCGCUACCGAACGGUGCCCUCACUUCAGUUUAGAACGUUCGCGUGUGUCGAGUGUUUUGUUUAAAUUCCUAGUGCCGGGGGCUUGCCGCAACAAUGCCGAAGGAAAAGAAGCCGAAAAAGCCCAAAAAGGCUGUCCCGGAGAUACAGCCCGUCGAUGGGCUGAGUGCGGUCGAUCGGCAGUUUUACGAAAUUACCAUCAACGAUCUGAACCAAAAGUUGGCCCGCCUCCGGACGCACAAUGUCAAGAUUGAGGAGCGCAACGAGGACCUGGAAAGCCGACUCAAACAGAUCGAGGAGGACCGGGCGGACGUCACGGCCUACCUCGACCGGACGCUGCAGGAAAAGGUGGGCACCAUCGUGGAGCUGGAGGACAAGCUGAGCGAGCUGUCGAAGGUUCGGGACCAGGAGAAUGAAGAGUGCCGCAAGCAGAUCAGCGCACUGGACGGGAAGUACAAGGCGAUGCACGAGCAGCUCACGUCCGAGAUUAAGCUGCUGACGGGCAAGCUGAACUCGAUGGAAGAGUUCCGGCAGCAGCGGGACGAGCUGAUGGCCAAGUUUGAUGCGCAGGACAGCGAGCUGAAGGAGCAGAACAAGCGCCACAAGUCGACGCUGUACGAGAUGGAGCGAAAAGUCAUACUGGACAAGGACCGGCUGCGCAAGGACGUGGAGAACAAGCUGCUGCAGCUGUCGACCGAGUUUACCAAGUCGUCGGAGAUCCGGGUCGCAGCGCACACGCAGCGGCUGGUGCGGGAAAACAUUGCGCUAAACAACGAGAUGGACCGGAUGAUCUACACGCAGGAGCGGAUGCAGAAGCAGUUUGCGGAGCUGCGCAAGCAGAACACGGAGCUGCGCAACCAGGCCGAGAUCGAUGUGGUGGAGAAGCAGCGGCUGAUGCAGACCUGCCAGGAGCGGCUGGAAACGAUCAAGCAGCUCACCGGCCAGUUCGAAACGGUGCUGCACAAGAACGGCGAGCUGAACGCGUUCCGGCUGCGGGCGGAAGAGCUGGAGGAUGAGAACCGCACCACCCGGAAGGACUACAACCAGCUGCGGCAGAAGGUGCGCGUGCUGGAGCAGUACGUGCACUACAUCAACUCCGAUCGGCAGGCGCUGCGCACCGAGUCCGACCACCACCGGAAGGAGUUCGAGCGUAUCGCGGACAUUCUGAAGACGGUGCGCUACACGGUACGGUCGGCGUUCAAGGGCGAGGAGGAUGCCGAUUCCGACCUGCCGUACCAGGAGAUCAAGCGCAAGCGGCUGAUUGCCGAUCUGCUCAGCACGCUGAACGAGCUGGAGAUGCAGUCGCGGGCGGACCAGUCGGUCGAAACGAUUGUCGCCUCGCUGGCGGAGGUGUACGACCAGGGCGAUCUCGGUGUUAUACCGCGCGAAACGAUGGACACCAUUCUGCGCAAGACACAGGCGGAUGGGGGAGAGGAAGUAAGCGAAUCGGCCAUUAUCAGCUCCAGCACGACGGCAUCAUCGGUGGGUGAAGGAGAACGGAUGGACGGGGCUAGCAAAACGACGCUCGUCGGGGCGAGUGAGGAUGAGGCAGCGAUCAUCGAUGUGGUCAGUGGUUCGCGGCUGGUGUUUUUGGGUUCGAACGAAUCGCUUGAGGAACAGGAAGAGGAAGAAGGGGAGGGGGUAAGCGGGGAGGAAGAAGACGAGGAUGAAGAGGAGGAUAAGGAGCGGAAGAGAAAGGAUCAGCACGGUGACGACGACCGCGAGGACGAGGAGGACGAUGGGGAGUUUGGAGAUGACGAGGCAAGCCAGCAGCUGCUCCAAGGUGCCGGCAUGGAGGGGCAUGAUAAGGACGGCAUCAUCGUAGACGCACCGGAAUCGAUCGAGGAUGAAACGAUCGAGUUUGCUGGAUCGAAGAGUGAUUCGGAUUGAGAAUAAAGCACAUUUGUGUGUCCAACA
Messenger RNA from Anopheles gambiae (African malaria mosquito), 3090 nucleotides. Its product is annotated as cilia- and flagella-associated protein 157. Gene Ontology annotation, molecular function: microtubule binding. NCBI's taxonomy places the organism in Eukaryota, Metazoa, Arthropoda, Insecta, Diptera, Culicidae. The transcript has a single exon. The record is from RefSeq and is a predicted model, not a curated record. Gene Ontology annotation, cellular component: cilium; ciliary basal body. The coding region runs from base 1270 to 3063 and encodes 597 amino acids.